Molecule: messenger RNA, 327 nt
Organism: Prorocentrum cordatum
Lineage: Eukaryota; Dinophyceae; Prorocentrales; Prorocentraceae
Source: the annotation of a GenBank genome assembly
GACGGAGAGGCGCUGCUGAGCAGGUGGACGCGCGAGCGUGCCCUCGAGAGUGCGCAGCGGAGCGGAGGCUCCGCAUACCAGACGCCGCAGCACGGCGCCCACUUCCAGACGCCGCGGUACAGCGACAGCACGGCCGCCGCCCACUCGCUCUGCUCCUCCGUCGCCCGGGCGUCCCCGGAGGGCGCAGGCUCCACGCUCCUCGGCUGCGCGGAGCAGGAGAUCGACCGCGCCGCGGCACUGAGCGAGGAUCCCCCCGGAGGGAGCGCGGGGGUCAGGAUCGACAGCGGCGUGGACGCGUUCGGCACCAUCCCAUGUGGGCUCAGCUGA